AUGACAAUGCUUAAUUUCACAUAUUAUAAUCCAGUUAGAUUAAUUUAUGGAAAAGGGUCAUUAGAUGAGAUUGAGAAACAACAUUUAAUUCCUGAGGAUGCAAGAAUCAUGAUGACAUAUGGAGGAGGAUCUAUUAAGAAGAAUGGAGUUUAUGAAGAAGUCAUGAAACAUAUUAAACCAAUAAUAGAGUUUGGAGGAAUAGAACCAAAUCCAUCACAUGAAACAUGUAUUAAGGCUAUUAAAAUUGCUAAAGAAAAUCAAAUUAACUUCUUUGUUGCAGUUGGAGGAGGAUCAAUUAUUGAUGCAACAAAAUAUAUAGCACUUGGAAUGGAACAUACAUAUUCAAAUGAUCCAUAUGAUAUUUGUAUUAAAAAAAGAGAAUUUAAAGUAAAUCCAGCUAAAGCAAAAAUAGGAGUAAUUUUAACAAUUCCAGCUACAGGAUCAGAAAUGAAUUGUUGGGGAGUUAUUUCAAGACAUUCAGACAAACAAAAAUUAUCAUUUAGUGAGAAUCAAUUCUUCC
Entamoeba dispar SAW760 is the source of this 520-nucleotide messenger RNA. RefSeq lists its product as uncharacterized. The annotation marks the transcript as partial. Gene Ontology annotation, molecular function: butanol dehydrogenase (NAD+) activity; metal ion binding. Lineage: Eukaryota; Evosea; Mastigamoebida; Endamoebidae. The transcript has a single exon. The record is from RefSeq and is a predicted model, not a curated record.